Molecule: messenger RNA, 1227 nt
Organism: Drosophila innubila
Lineage: Eukaryota; Metazoa; Arthropoda; Insecta; Diptera; Drosophilidae
Product: heat shock protein beta-1
Exons: 4
Coding region: 315-866 (183 amino acids)
Biological process (GO): response to heat; protein refolding
Molecular function (GO): protein folding chaperone
Source: RefSeq, a predicted model, not a curated record
ACACACCGAAAAUGCAAAACAGUCGAAUAGAAAACUUUGAAGUGCGGUGAAUUUGUGCGACACGAGUCAAUCAACACACACACAUACAUACAUAUAUACAACAAUUUGUGAUUUUUUUUGGUUUGUCUGAUUAGAAAGUGAAUAUAAGCUGACCAAGUCCAAUUUGAAGAAGAACAACAAAAAGAAUUUAGCGGUGUGCGUGAAAACAACCCGAAGCAGAACAAGAAGAAGAAGAAGCAGCAGCAGCGGCAACAGCAGCAAGAAGUUUUUUUAGUUCUAUCUAACCACACACACACACAAAGAAAAUAAAUAAAAUGGCCGAGGCUAACAAGAGAAAUAUUCCCAUCAAAUUGGGAGACUUUAGCGUUAUCGAUACGGAAUUCAGCAGCAUACGCGAACGUUUCGAUUCCGAGAUGCGUAAAAUGGAGGAGGAAAUGGCCAAGUUCCGUCAUGAGCUGAUGAACCGCGAAGCCAAUUUCUUCGAGUCCACCAGCUCAACGACAAACUCGGCGCUGCCAUCUCGAGUACCCAAGCAACAGAAUUAUGUGUCGGACAUUAGCUCGCCCUUGAUACAGGAUGAAGGUGAUAACAAAGUGCUGAAGCUGCGCUUCGAUGUCAGCCAAUAUGCCCCCGAGGAAAUUGUUGUGAAAACCGUGGAUCAGAAGCUGCUGGUGCACGCCAAGCACGAAGAGAAGUCAGACACAAAGAGCGUUUACAGGGAAUAUAAUCGCGAAUUUCUGCUGCCCAAGGGUGUCAAUCCCGAGUCCAUCCGCUCGUCCCUCAGCAAGGAUGGUGUCCUGACCGUGGAUGCGCCAUUGCCAGCUCUGACUGCCGGUGAAACUCUGAUUCCCAUUGCGCACAAGUAAAUCAUUUCUGCAGUGACCGAGACAGCGAUUGAGACAGAGAUAGAGACCAUCAUCAACAGCUCCUGGAGAACCUGUCACACACAUCCUGCAAUCCAAUCCCGAGGCCAGCAACAUCCUGCUAAAUCCUAGCACCUACUAAAAUCACAGCAGAUCCCACACAGAUGAAACAGUUCAGUUUUUAAUUGGCCGCCUAUCAAUCAAUUCCGCAUUGAUUGAUAACUUACAAUUUUUUUUUCGGUUUUCUUUUUGCAAUUAAAAAAGCUUAAAUAUAAUAACUGACUUACUACUCAUACUUAACUGUAAUAACUUAAGUGUAAUGCAAAUUAUUAUUAAAUUUGAUUAAUUUAAUUCAUAUUUAUAA